AGCUAGGGGCAGAGGCCGCGGGCACCCGCGGCUAGGCUUCGCGGCUGGCCGGCCGGCGGCCCAAAGGCAGCGAUGGCUGCGGCAAUGAGGAAACAGCUGAUUGAGUACAUCGAGGCGAACGGGGGCUUCGAGGACUCCGAGAAGCUCUGUGAAGAGAAAGGCUGGGACCAUGAGACGUUAGUGGGCGCCAUCAAGUCCUUGCAGUCCGAGGAGCAGAUCACUGCAGAAGCCUCCAAGCGCGAAGGCUGGAAGCUCACAGCGGAAGGGGAGGAGUACUGCAGGAGCGGGAGUCCGGAAGUCCAGGUCUUCGACUUUGUGAAGGCCAAGGGCUCGGUGCCCAGCUCCGAGCUGGACGCCGCGCUGGGGGCCAUGGCCAAGAUCGGCCUGGGCACCUGUAUGAAGAACAAGUGGGUGUCCAUCGACAAAGCCAAGGUCUGCACCUGCUCGGUGGACAGCGUCACGGACACCGUGCGCCAGGAGCUGGGAAGCCUUAGCACCUUGGACAAGGCGAAGCUGGACGCGUUGAAGAAGCGGAAGCUGAUCGCGCCCACAAGCCUCACUGCCUUCAAGGUGGAGAAGACUGGGAAGUUCUCCUCGGGAGCUCAGAAGGCGGUGGCUGACCUCACCUCCGAGAUGAUCUCCAAGGGUACUUGGGCCAGCACCACCUUCAAGCCCUUCAACCUCACCAACGCCAAGGGCACGGUGAGUGAAGGAGGCCAUCUUCAUCCCUUGAACAAGGUGAAGACGGAGAUGCGGCAGGUGCUGAUGCAGAUGGGCUUUGAGGAGAUGCCCACGAACCAGUGGGUGGAAAGCUCCUUCUGGAACUUCGACGCACUCUUCCAGCCACAGCAGCAUCCCGCCCGAGACGCGCACGACACCUUCUUCAUGGAGGCGCCCAGCCGAGCGCAGAACAUUCCAGAGGACUACCUCAGAAGAGUCAAGGAGAUGCACGAGAAAGGAGGUCAAGGCUCCAUCGGCUGGCGCUAUGACUGGAGUGAGGACGAAGCUAAGAAAACUCUGCUGCGCACUCACACCACAGCCGUUUCCGCCAGGAUGCUCUACAAGAUGGGCGAGGAGUAUCGGAAAACCGGGGUCUUUCAGCCCAAGAAGUACUUCUCCAUUGACCGCGUCUUCAGAAAUGAGACGUUGGACGCCACCCACCUGGCAGAGUUCCACCAGAUCGAGGGCUUCGUGGCAGACCGCAACAUCGGACUGCCGCAGCUCAUCGGCGUGCUCCGAGACUUCUUCUCGCGGAUCGGCAUCUCGAAGCUCCGCUUCAAGCCGGCCUACAACCCCUACACCGAGCCCUCUAUGGAGGUCUUCGGCUUCCACCCCAUCCUGAAAAAGUGGAUCGAGGUGGGAAACAGCGGCGUCUUCAGACCAGAGAUGCUGCUGCCCAUGGGUUUGCCAGAAGAUGUCACCGUCAUCGCCUGGGGCAUCGGAUGUGAGAGAUGGACGGCGUUGCUGUACAACAUCCGCAUGAUCAAGGAGCUUUUCAGCUUCCAGCAGGAUGUGGCCGCCACCAAGAAGAACCCCAUGUGUUGGCUGCGAAGGGCGGAGGAUUAAGCCUGCAUUCUGCGGGAAUUUUGCGGUUUUCCGCUCACGGCCGUGCAGAAGGCCCCGCCAGCCCGCGUGGG
Messenger RNA from Effrenium voratum, 1637 nucleotides. NCBI's taxonomy places the organism in Eukaryota, Dinophyceae, Suessiales, Symbiodiniaceae. The record is from the annotation of a GenBank genome assembly.